Cydia fagiglandana is the source of this 520-nucleotide messenger RNA. Its product is annotated as hemolymph lipopolysaccharide-binding protein-like. The coding region runs from base 1 to 510 and encodes 169 amino acids. The record is from RefSeq and is a predicted model, not a curated record. The transcript is spliced from 3 exons. Lineage: Eukaryota; Metazoa; Arthropoda; Insecta; Lepidoptera; Tortricidae.
AUGGUACUGAAGAUGCUGGAAGCUGGCUGGGUGGAUUGUUGGACUAAUGCGUUAAGCAGGACGUUGCCAGUUCUUAAGUCUCCUAACUCUCCUAAGGCAUCCCUGAGGUACAAAUACGAGCCACUCACCGGCAGCUGCUACAAGUUCCACCGUUUCGCCCAGCGCUGGAACCGCGCGGCCAGAGUCUGCCACGCUGAAGGAGGACAUCUGGCCAUCAUCAACAGCAAAAUUGAAGCUAAAGUACUUAAACAUAUCUUCGAGAAGAACCCUGUUGAAACUAUUGUCGAGGCAAAACAUGCUGACGUCGCUUUGAUUGGCGUUUGGAAAUGGGAGGAUGGUGAUGGCGAGUGGAGUACCAUAUUUGGUGAAACGCUGGAAAAAGCCGGAUUCGCACAGUGGAGUGAGCCGCUCGACCGCCAUUCAACCUACGGCGCCAUACAGCGCAGUGGCUUGCUGGACGCCGUGAAGAAGUAUGUUAGAGACCCGUUCAUUUGCGAAAUUAAGCUGUAAAUGACUGUUU